Molecule: messenger RNA, 1989 nt
Organism: Hypoxylon trugodes
Lineage: Eukaryota; Fungi; Ascomycota; Sordariomycetes; Xylariales; Hypoxylaceae
Product: putative cellobiose dehydrogenase
Exons: 2
Coding region: 170-1903 (577 amino acids)
Molecular function (GO): oxidoreductase activity, acting on CH-OH group of donors; flavin adenine dinucleotide binding
Source: RefSeq, a predicted model, not a curated record
UACGGAACGGGUUUGUUUGACAUGGGGCUAAUAGGCUAUGGGGUUAUAUGAUGGCGCUCUUUGUUUUUUUGCUACCGUGACAAAUAUGUAUGUAUAUCAUGGUAUUCUCCCAUGAUUCGGUUUGGUUUGCGUUUUCCUUAAGCCACGCGUCGAGUUGAAGUCUGCCAAGAUGAAGUCCCUCUUCACUUUAACCGCGAUCGCCAGCUUAGGUCAAGUUGUGCUCGGUGCACCCCCACGCCCGAGGCAACAGAAUUCAACCGAGUGGACAACCCAGAAAUGGGAUGCGAUUGUUAUCGGUGCCGGAACUGCUGGAAUUAUUGUGGCGGAUAGGUUGAGUGAGGCCGGCAAGAAGACACUUCUCUUGGAGUUUGGUGGUUCUUCAUAUGGAAUUACGGGAGGUACUGAGAAACCGGAAUGGCUUGAUGGAACAUCUCUUAGCCGGGUUGAUGUACCUGGGCUAUACAAGAGCAUCUUCGGCGGUAACACGGAUCUGCUUUGCCCGGCGGACGUUGUCAACGGCUUCCAGGCGUGCACCAUUGGCGGUAACAGUGCCAUCAACGCUGGGUUGUAUUUCCAGCCUCCAGCUUCCGACUGGGACGACUAUCACCCCUCCGGGUGGAAGAGUGCCGAUGUUGAAGAGGCAACACAAAGACUUAUAGACACACAACCUUCAGUCACUACCUACUCACGCGAUGAAAAAUUCUAUAUGCAGAGUGGUUAUGAUGCUGCCAAGAAAUGGCUGGUUGAUGGCGCUGGAUUUGCUGAUGUGUCUUUCAAUGAAGACCCGGAUAACAAGGAGAAGGUCUUUGGGCGGCCAAUCUACAAUUAUAUCAAUGGCCAGCGAGGUGGACCGGCACGAACAUAUCUCCAGAAUGCCUUGAAGAGAACCAACUUCCGUCUCCAGGCCGGUGCCCGCGUCAAGCAUAUCAACCACAUUGCCGGUGUCGCUUCUGGUGUCACUGCCAUCAUCGAUGGCUCGACGGUUCGAAUUCCCCUAUCUUCGGAUGGUCGAGUUGUUGUGAGCGCCGGUGCCCUUAGCUCACCGGGUCUUCUCAUGCAUUCUGGAAUUGGCCCGGCUGAGACACUCGUCAACAUCACCAAAGCCGGGUCCGCGCCUUUUAACUCCUCAAGCUGGGUCAUUAACCCAUCCGUUGGUCAAGGUCUCUUUGAUAACCCAAAUACAUAUAUCGAAUUGACCGGACCAACGAUUGAAUCAUACGUCCAUGACUAUGAUAACCCCAUCCCAGCAGACAAGAACCUGUAUUUGUCUUCUCGCAGUGGUCCUUACGCCUUCGCAUCUCAGACUUCUGCGUUCUGGAGCUACGUUCCUAACUCCGAUGGCAGCAGGGCCGGUGUCCAAGGCACCAUCGAUUCAUCAGGAUACGGCGACUACACGAAGAACAACACCAUCACCCUCAACAUUUACGGCACAUCUGGCCUAGGAUCGGCGGGAAGCGUUAUCCUAUCGAACGAUGGAAACUUCACACCCGGUCCUAGUUCCGAUGUAUACUACAGCGACCCCCGCGACGCUCAGAACAUUGCGAAGUUCAUCCACUCGAUCUUCCAAGCCCUGCCAGCUUCCACACCCGACUCGCCGGCAAAGGAAGGUCUUACGCCGCUCAACCUUCCCCAGAACUCGACAGUGGAAGAAAUCCGCAAGUAUAUCACCACGUGGUCCAAGUAUGCCGUAGGCUCGGUCCAACACUGGUCUAGCUCAUGCAGAAUCGGAAAGUGUGUGGACGUUGACACGAAGGUUGUUGGUACUAAGAAUAUCCACGUCGUCGAUGCUUCUAUUGUCUCGCCUUUGACUGUGAACCCGCAAUUUGGCGUGAUGGUUGCGGGUGAGAAGGGCGCAGAGAGAAUUUUGGCAACUUGGAAUGAUCUAUUGGAGAUCAGCUUAUAAGCACAGAGAUGGGAUUAUUUAAUCAUAUAGACAGCGUUGAUUUCGUACCAUAAGAUGUAAUAAUAGUAUUGCAUUUAGAAGCAUAA